Vitis riparia (riverbank grape) is the source of this 863-nucleotide messenger RNA. RefSeq names its product zinc finger AN1 domain-containing stress-associated protein 12. Lineage: Eukaryota; Viridiplantae; Streptophyta; Magnoliopsida; Vitales; Vitaceae. The coding region runs from base 183 to 752 and encodes 189 amino acids. The transcript is spliced from 4 exons. Gene Ontology annotation, molecular function: zinc ion binding. The record is from RefSeq and is a predicted model, not a curated record. Gene Ontology annotation, cellular component: cytoplasm.
AACCGCAAAAUUGGGUUUUUGCAACCCACUGGAGGAUGGGUGAGCCCCAAAUGCCCAAAUCCCCAAAUCCCCAUUCAUAAGACCUCAUCUCCAUUUUGGGGGAGCUGCUUGAUGAGAAUUGGCAUACUGGCAUGGACGUGCCGAAUUCUUCAUGGAGAAAAGACUGAAAAACAAGGAGAGAGAUGGGAGAAGGAACAGAGGCUUUUCCAGAUCUUGGAAGACACUGUCAACGUUCAGAUUGCAAUCAACUCGAUUUUCUGCCGUUCAAAUGUGAUGGGUGUCACCAGGCGUUUUGCUUAGAACACAGAACAUACAAGUCCCACGAGUGCCCCAAACCAGAACCCAACAGCAGGAAGGUGGUGGUGUGCGAAAUCUGUUCGACAUCGAUCGAAACCACAGGGCGAGAUGACAAAGAAGAGAAGGCCAUGUUAGAGAGGCAUGAGAAGUCAGGGGAGUGCGACCCGUCAAAGAAGAAGAAGCCAAUUUGCCCAGUUCGGAGGUGCAAGGAGGUACUCACCUUCUCAAAUACAAGCACCUGCAAAACUUGUCAACUCAACUUCUGCCUCAAGCAUCGGUUCCCCAUUGAACAUGCUUGCAAGCAACGGUUGCCAUCCUCGACAACGGGGGCUAAAGAGCGGUGGAGCGACAAGUUCUUGGCGGCGUUGGGGGCUAGGAGUGGGAACGGUUGCGCCAAGAAUGGUGGGCGGACGGUGUCCCCACCUGGUACCAGUCAUCCUGUCAAAGCGUGUUGAGAUUUUAUAUGAUUUGUACAUUUUGUUGAUUAUAAUUUAUAUGCAUUGUUACCACCAGAUGUUAUAUUGGAACCAAUGUUGAAUUCAACAAGAUGAAGGUUUAUGGUAUUA